This is a messenger RNA of Conger conger (European conger), 3302 nucleotides long. Its product is annotated as tetraspanin-5-like. NCBI's taxonomy places the organism in Eukaryota, Metazoa, Chordata, Actinopteri, Anguilliformes, Congridae. The coding region runs from base 325 to 1140 and encodes 271 amino acids. Gene Ontology annotation, cellular component: membrane. Gene Ontology annotation, biological process: protein maturation; regulation of vascular endothelial growth factor signaling pathway; protein localization to plasma membrane. The transcript has 10 exons. The record is from RefSeq and is a predicted model, not a curated record.
UUCCCGGGAUUGUGCGCCGCUAUUCUGAACGGUGUUGUCUGCAAAAAUAUAGGAUUGCAUUAAAACACCCGGGAUUCCAUUUUGAUGAGAAACGACGUGUUCCAUCGCUGCUCGCGGAGGCGUUCUGAGACCGUGCCAGUGUUGGGAGGAGAUGUUGUUUAUUUUAUUCAGACGCGACUGAAGCGAUUUUAAACGCGUCGCUGGACCGCCGUCCAGUCGGGGCUUAUCGCCGGAUCUCUGAACCUGUCUUACUCCGUUUAUAAUUCUCAGUGGCAAAUAGCUACGUAUUACAAGCGUACCAUAAGCUAUUCAUGAAAACCAAGCAUGUCAGGUAAACACUACAAGGCGCACGAAGUCAGUUGCUGCAUCAAAUAUUUUAUAUUCGGUUUCAAUAUAAUAUUUUGGCUGCUGGGAGUGGCCUUCCUUGGGAUCGGGCUUUGGGCAUGGAGCGAGAAGGGGGUGCUGUCAAACAUUUCCUCCAUCACAGACCUGGGGGGGUUUGACCCGGUGUGGCUGUUCCUGGUGGUGGGCGGGGUGAUGUUCAUCCUGGGCUUCGCCGGCUGCAUCGGGGCCCUGAGGGAGAACACCUUCCUGCUCAAGUUUUUCUCGGUGUUCCUGGGGAUAAUCUUCUUCCUGGAGCUGACCGCCGGUGUCCUGGCCUUCGUCUUUAAAGACUGGAUCAAAGACCAGCUCAACUUCUUCAUCAACAACAACAUUAGGGCCUACCGUGACGACAUCGACCUGCAGAACCUCAUCGACUUCACCCAGGAAUACUGGGAGUGCUGUGGGGCCUUUGGUGCUGAUGACUGGAACCUGAACAUCUAUUUUAACUGCACUGAUACCAACCCCAGCCGGGAGAAGUGUGGAGUGCCCUUCUCCUGCUGCACCAAGGACCCUGCGGAGGAUGUCAUCAACACCCAGUGUGGCUACGACAUUCGAGCUAAAGAGGACUCAGAACAGAAGAUGUUCAUCUACAUCAAAGGCUGCGUUCCGCAGUUCGAGAAGUGGCUCCAGGAGAACCUGACGGUGGUGGCGGGAAUCUUCAUCGGAAUCGCACUCUUACAGAUUUUCGGUAUUUGUUUGGCACAGAAUCUGGUGAGCGACAUCGAAGCUGUGCGCGCAAGCUGUCUCUUCACCUGAGAGUGUGGCUCUCUCUCUCCUCUCCCCUGACCUGACAGCGCAGGUCCGACGCACACCUGGAGCUCACAAACAGGAGAGGAGAGACGGAGAUCUGACACCAUGUACAGAGAAGACAAACUCUUUCACCUUUUAUUACCUGUAAAUAUGGAUACUUUUGUAGCUGUUACAUGAGUUUUUAAGAAGAUAUUCGGCUGUGUCAAACACGGCUUGUAAGAUAUGUCCGGAAAAAAAGAAGAAGAAUAACUUGAGAAGUGAAAAUUGUGGGUGGGGAGUGGAGCUCUGUGGAAAGACACUGCAGACCUGCUGACGGGCUCUGGGCUCCUCUGUCUGAAGACACUGCAGGCCAGCUGAAGGACUCUGGGCUCCUCUGUCUGAAGACACUGCAGGCCAGCUGAAGGACUCUGGGCUCCUUUGACUGCACUACCAUGGAAAAAGGGUUCCAGUGUAUUUGUAUCUACUGACGAGGAGGAGUGUAUACAGGUCGUUGUAUUUGUACCACGUCAAAACACACCGAGGGUAGAAUGUUUGGAAGAAAAGAAACAGUACUGUACUUUAGUAACCGACAGCCAUGGCACUGACGUCCACUCCAGGCUCCAUCGUACAAAUCUGCAGUAAUUAACAUCAAAGUAGGUUAAUUACCUGGGAUCUAAAUUAAUGUAUUUUAUUGAUCUCUCACCCACUCUGUGCUCUGUGACUGUGUGGUGGGCGGGGCUACCCUGGCGAUGUAAUACGCAUCAGUCAUUUACCCGCCGCCCCUUCUGCAUUUUAACAUUUCCAAUCAGCAAAAACAAGAACUCGCACCUCAGCAAAAUGGCCGCCAUUGCGUCACCCGGAUGGGCGCUGCACAUCGAUGGCGGCUGAGGAGAGUUUCCCCCACGUCACUGUAAAGUGCUUUGAGUCACCGGCUGAUGGGGAAAAAGCCCCAUAUAAGGAAUUAUUAUCCGUUAUUAAUAAGCGGUGAGUCAGAACGUAUGGGUUAUCCAGUGGGCUGUUGGCUCCCAGUUGAACCACUGCUCUUCAGAAAAUAGCUCUUUUUUUCGCUAUGUUUGCGCGGGUCAAGCAUGUCUCCGCGGGCAGCUCUGGUAACAGCAUUACCAUGUCAAACUGUGCCAAAACACAUUUCUUCCCCAGGAGUAAAGAACAAAACUUGUGUAAAUACUGCUCCAGGUCAAGUGGCAUCCUGGUUAACUUCUAACCAACACGAUGUUUAGUGUAACAAUGGCUGUGCGUGAGGUUCUUAACACCUUCACCAGUGUGUCAUUACAAGUUUAUAAAGGUAGCUAUAAACAAAUGAUUAGCUUUAUAAUAGCAAGACGGGGGCUUGGAUGUUAUCGUGGGGGUUUAAUUUUAUUACUGCUAUAAAUGUAAAAGUGUUAACAAAUCUUGUUUCGGAAGUUAAUAGGAAUGCUCUUGUUCUGUCACACGAUUCCAAACCUUUGCAUCUUGAAAUCCUCCGUCAGCGAUUAGGUAGAAGCUGUCGCAGCUCUCGUUGAGUGCCAUAAAUAACUAAUCAUGUAUUAGACAUUUUUCUUUUUGGUCGUUUACACAGAUUUGUGAAGCUACGAGGGCCGUAAAUGUGCUAAAAUAAGCUGUGUGGACCUGGCCUCAGUCUCUGACACCAUCCACAAACCUUAUCAGGAGUUGUUGUUUUUUUACACCAGUCACCAACAACUCACCUGCCUCUGAUUGGCCUAUAUGCGUACACCGUAGAGGCUCAUUGGCUCAGAGGCAUGCGGUGAGUGGCCGGUGAAUAAAACAACGUCUCAGCUGGUGGGUCUCUCCAGGGCUAUGCCCUUGCACUUUCAUAGGCGAGAAGCAUCUCGCGAUUUAUAUUUUAAAUGAUGGAUUUAAACGCUCUGUUCAUUAGUAAUAAGAUCCGUGCACUUGUGGUGCAUAUUCAGUCGAUAGAUGGGACAGCAUUUCAACAUCGAUGUGGGCCAUUGCCAUCUUAAACCGACACACUGUCCGUCCUUUACUUUACAACACUGGGGGAAAAAUAAGCCUGCUGGUUUUCUUAUUAUUGUCAGUUAUUUCAUUACUAUUAGCCGAGGGCCACACUAUUGGAAUGUGUACCACCUGACUGUACUUUGUGCAAUUGCCUUUUCCUGAGACUGUAGACGCGGGAGAAAGGUGUAAACUUUUAUUAAAAAAGGGAGGUCAUA